GAGAGAGCGAGAAAAAAAGUUUUGCUUGAAGGGCGGCAUGACUGAGGAGGCAGCAGAGACUGGACGAGAGGGAUUCGAACUACAGAGGCGCAGCACUGCAACUUAACAAGGAACAGGAUAGGGGCUCGAGCUGGGAGUCACCAAGUAGUCUUGCUAGCUGGUUAGCUAGACGCUAGCUGUUCGCUAUAUCACCACUAUAUUUGCAAAAUGAGGUUAAAAGUUGGAUUUAUUCUGCGCAGCAUAUUAGUUAUUGGCACCUUUUUAGGUCUAGUGGUGCUUUGGUCUUCCCUCUCUCCAAAAGCAAGCGAUGGGCCCUUUAUCGCUAACGACGUGGAACCUAAGGACCUGGGGGCUCAGAAGAACGAGGCACCUGGCAACCAGUUCAAGCCUGUGGUUCCCUGGCCACAUGUGGAAGGUGUGGAGGUCGACCUGGACUCCAUAAGGCAAAAGAAUGGAGUGGACAAGCAGCCAGUUGUAGAGCGCAACCAGCAAAACAUCAUCCAGAAACAAUAUGUCACCUUCAAGCCUCACACCCAUGCCUACUCUAACCCCGUGCUCAAACGGGGAACGCUGGGCAACCUGGAGCCCAAAGAGCCAGAGCCCCACGGCGUGCAGGGUGGACCAGGGGAGGGAGCCAAGCCGUUUGUACUGGGAGCAGAGUACAAGUCCUCCGUACAGGCCAGCAUCAAAGAGUUUGGUUUCAAUAUGGUGGCUAGUGACAUGAUCUCGUUAGAUCGGACCAUCAAUGACUUAAGGCAUGAAGAGUGUAAAUACUGGCACUAUGACGACAACCUGCUCACAGCCAGCGUCAUCAUCGUCUUCCACAACGAGGGCUGGUCCACGCUGCUGAGGACCGUGCACAGUGUCAUCAAGAGGACGGCCCGAAGGUACCUGGCCGAGAUCGUCAUGAUCGAUGACUUCAGCAACAAAGUCCAUCUGAAGGAGCGACUGGAGGAGUACAUUAAGCAGUGGAAUGGCUUGGUGAAGGUGUUCAGGAAUGAGAAAAGAGAGGGCCUGAUCCAGGCCAGAAGCAUCGGCGCCCGCAAAGCUACCCUGGGCCAGGUCCUGAUCUACCUGGAUGCUCACUGUGAAGUGGGCAUCAAUUGGUACGCUCCUCUAGUGGCCCCCAUUUCCAAAGACAGAACGGUAUCCACCGUGCCCCUGAUAGAUUAUAUAGACGGCAAAGACUAUACCAUAGAGCCGCAGCAGGGGGGUGACGAGGACGGUCUGGCGCGCGGAGCGUGGGACUGGAGCCUCCUGUGGAAGCGUGUGCCGCUCAGUAGCAGAGAGAAGGCUAAGAGACAGCAUAAGACCGAACCAUAUCGGUCCCCUGCCAUGGCAGGUGGAUUGUUUGCCAUAGAACGGGAGUUCUUCUUCGAGCUGGGUCUGUACGAUCCAGGCCUUCAAAUUUGGGGAGGAGAAAACUUUGAGAUUUCAUAUAAGAUCUGGCAGUGUGGUGGGCAGCUGCUGUUUGUGCCGUGUUCUCGUGUGGGCCACAUCUACCGCCUGCAGGGCUGGGAGGGCAACCCACCUCCUGCCCAUGUGGGCUCUUCACCAACCCUCAAGAACUAUGUGCGUGUGGUGGAGGUAUGGUGGGACGAUUACAAGGACUACUUCUAUGCCAGUCGACCCGAGACGCUGACACUCGCCUACGGUGACAUCAGUGAACUGAAGAAGUUCAGAGAGGAGCAUCGAUGCAAGAGCUUCAAGUGGUUCAUGGAGGAGAUCGCCUACGAUAUACCCGAAGCCUACCCUUUGCCACCCAAAAACGUGGACUGGGGCGAGAUCCGUGGCUAUGAAACCAGCUACUGCAUAGACAGCAUGGGUCACACAAACGGAGGAAAUGUGGAGAUCGGACCUUGCCACAGGAUGGGAGGCAACCAACUCUUCAGGAUAAACGAGGCCCAUCAGCUGAUGCAGUAUGACCAAUGCUUGACGAAGGGCGCUGAUGGCUCGGAUGUGAUCAUCACACACUGCAACAUGAAUGAGCAUACAGAGUGGCGGUACUUCAAGGAUCUUCACCGCUUCACACAUGUUCCUACUGGAAAGUGCUUAGACCGUUCUGACAUCCUACACAAAGUUUUCAUCGCAGACUGUGAUAACAGCAAAACUACGCAGAAGUGGGAAAUGAACAAUAUUGUUGCUGUCUGAGACCAACAGCCUGAAAGAAGUGCAAUUUCCAAAUUUCCAGUUAUUUUCUGUGUGGAAUAAGUGGAUUUGUUUAAAAACAAAAAAAGAAAAGAAAAAGAGUGUAAAAAAAUUUGUAAAUAUUUUGACAGUGGACUAGAAUGCCUCCAUCCCAACUUGACUCAAAAUGCAGAUCAUGAGGAUGUGGACACCAUUCUUCUCUCAUUAGAUGUUUACAUUCCAAAUGCACUCUUCCUCACCAUAUCAUACUCCAAGGAUUAUGUAUUUUUUUUACAGUUUGGAUGAUUUUCCAGGGUCUUUUUCUUUCAGCAAGGCAUCUGGGAGGGGGUGGUGUGUCAACUUUUGAUUCAGAACCACUUGAUACUUCAUAUCUAUCACUGCAAAGGUGAUUUUUUCCCUUUUUAAUUUUUUCCCUCUUCCUUAACACUGGAUUGCUGACAAUGACAGGAGUCUUAUGCAGUGAAAUUCCAGAACUUGAAACUGUGGACUUCUCUUCUCUAGCUGUGGUAUCAUUGAAAUCAAAUGGGAAUCAUGGACUACUUACAGACUCUUGCACUCUGAGCUUCUGUGGGGGUAAAUUGUGGGCAAUAGUGGGUUCUAAAUUCUUUUGGACAGUGCUUAUUCCAAUGUGAAAACUUUGCGAGGUGAGAAAUCAUGGGUGUAUAUGCUGCUUUUGUACAAUGUAAAUAGAUUUCUACAGUGAAAGUGGAGCCUUUCAAUGAAGUUGUAAAUAUCUAAGUUAUAAAAAUAUAUGUUGGCUCCAUUUUCUCAAAUAAAUGGGAUGUUUUUA
Messenger RNA from Engraulis encrasicolus (European anchovy), 2938 nucleotides. RefSeq names its product UDP-N-acetyl-alpha-D-galactosamine: polypeptide N-acetylgalactosaminyltransferase 7 (gene galnt7). Lineage: Eukaryota; Metazoa; Chordata; Actinopteri; Clupeiformes; Engraulidae. The record is from RefSeq and is a predicted model, not a curated record. Gene Ontology annotation, molecular function: polypeptide N-acetylgalactosaminyltransferase activity. The transcript has 12 exons. Gene Ontology annotation, cellular component: Golgi apparatus. The coding region runs from base 208 to 2151 and encodes 647 amino acids. Gene Ontology annotation, biological process: protein O-linked glycosylation.